This is a messenger RNA of Neltuma alba, 1469 nucleotides long. RefSeq names its product 50S ribosomal protein L15. NCBI's taxonomy places the organism in Eukaryota, Viridiplantae, Streptophyta, Magnoliopsida, Fabales, Fabaceae. Gene Ontology annotation, biological process: translation. The record is from RefSeq and is a predicted model, not a curated record. Gene Ontology annotation, cellular component: mitochondrial large ribosomal subunit. Bases 193 to 1029 code for a protein of 278 amino acids. Gene Ontology annotation, molecular function: structural constituent of ribosome. The transcript is spliced from 6 exons.
GAGCUUCAUUUUUGGUUCGGCAUUCCACUCUUGGUCGAGCUCGCCGUUGGACGCCGUCCUCCGUUGUCAGCCCUGCGCUGUUGUUCUGCGACUAGUAUUGAAGAAGUGGCUUGGAGGAGUUGCCUGAAUCAAUUGGCUUGCUAAGGCAUCUUCGUUAGAGUAUCUGGAACGAAAACUAAAAGUGAAAGCAAUAUGCUGAGAAGGAGACUAUGUAUUCUCUCAACAAUUAUUGGAAAUUCAAUUGCUAGCAAAUCUCUUCACAGUCAUGCAUGCCCACCUGUUCAAUUUCAUCUGCUGAAACAUCCACAAUCGCUUGACUCUCGUGCAACCUUUAACCAUAAUGGGUUCAUGUAUUCUCAUAGUCUUAGAGCUUACAGUCUUCUGAGCUUGAAUGAUCUGAGAGAUAACGUGCCAAGAAAACAGAAAACCAGAAAGGGUCGAGGGAUUGGAUCUGGGAAGGGCAAGACUGCUGGGAGAGGUCACAAGGGCCAGAAGGCCAGAGGGCAUGGGAAAUUGGGUUUUGAAGGAGGUCAGACUCCACUUCGACGAAGGUUGCCAAAACGUGGAUUCAAGAAUCCAUUUAGCCUCACUUUUCAGCCCGUGGGUUUAGGUAAAAUUGCCAAGCUUAUAAACGCAGGGAAGAUAGAUUCGUCUGAACUGAUUACAAUGAAAACCCUCAAGGAUACAGGGGCAAUUGGAAAGCAGAUAAAAGAUGGAGUAAGAUUGAUGGGACGUGGUGCUGAGCAGAUCAAGUGGCCAAUUCAUCUGGAGGUGUCAAGGGUCACUGUAAGAGCCAAGGAAGCAGUUGAAGCAGCCGGUGGGUCUGUGAGAAGGGUAUAUUACAAUAAGCUGGGCCUGCGGGCACUUCUGAAGCCAGAGUGGUUUGAGAAGAAGGGAAGAUUGUUGCCAAAAGCAGCUAGACCUCCUCCCAAACAAAGAGAGAAAGUUGACAGCAUUGGUCGACUUCCUGCUCCAACUAAGCCAAUUCCAUUUUCGGUUGAAGAAAAGGAAGCACCUUUGACUUCAUAAGGCGCAGUUGUUGGUUACUCAGAUAAUUAGAGCUUAGUUUUUACUUGUAAUAUUUCAGCUGUGGUUGGAACUCACUUUGUUAAAUGUCUAGGGAAGGAAAAACAGCAAGAACUAGGCGGAGGUUUCAUUUUUAUUGGGGUCCUUUGCCCUUUGAAUUCAGAUCGAACUUCUGUCAUUUCUUUUUUAUUUUUGGUUCUUUUGGCAUUGAUUAUGCAAAUAUUAGCUUCCUAGAUGAACUGACCAGCUCAGAAAUCAUCUGGAAAAGCACUCGAAUGGAUCAGAGGAGAAAAACAGGAUUUUGGUCAUGAAAUAUUGUAAUUGGUAUCAAUUUUCACGGAUCAUCGCAUAUUCAAGAGCCCAUUUAAUUCUGUCUGAUCUCAACACGUUUGCAUUUGUCAACGAAUAUAUUCCUUAAUAAAAUUUUGGAAGAGGCUUGGGGA